Polyodon spathula (Mississippi paddlefish) is the source of this 1350-nucleotide messenger RNA. RefSeq names its product galanin receptor 2a-like. Gene Ontology annotation, molecular function: galanin receptor activity. The transcript is spliced from 2 exons. Gene Ontology annotation, cellular component: membrane. Bases 40 to 1134 code for a protein of 364 amino acids. NCBI's taxonomy places the organism in Eukaryota, Metazoa, Chordata, Actinopteri, Acipenseriformes, Polyodontidae. Gene Ontology annotation, biological process: adenylate cyclase-modulating G protein-coupled receptor signaling pathway; neuropeptide signaling pathway. The record is from RefSeq and is a predicted model, not a curated record.
ACGAUCUACUCUCUGGACGGCUGGCUGUUCGGAGCGUUCAUGUGCAAGGCGGUUCAUUUCUUCAUCUACCUGACGAUGCACGCCAGCAGCUUCACCCUGGCAGCCGUGUCUGUGGACAGAUACCUGGCGAUCCGCCACCCCCUCAAGUCACGUGACCUGCGCACCUCCCGCAACGCUACGGCCGCCAUCGCCCUCAUCUGGACCCUCUCCCUGCUCUUCUCCGCCCCCUACCUCGCCUACUUCCACACAGUGCGCCUCCGCGGGGGGGGCGGGGCCUCCCCGGGCUCCUCCCCCUCGCUGGCGGGGGGCGGGGUCUCGGUGGUCUGCGUGCCGGUGUGGACGGACCGGAGCCGGAAGAUCAUGGAUCUCAUCACCUUCUCCUUCGGCUACCUCCUGCCCGUCUGCACCCUGGGGCUGGCUUACACCCGCACCCUCCUCUUCCUGUGGGGUCCCGGGGACCCCCUGGACCGGCCCCCGGGGGCCCAGCCCGGCCGGGGAGCCCGGGGCCGCGUCACCAGGAUGAUCGUGGCCGUGGCCGUGCUGUUUUGUGUCUGCUGGCUGCCCCACCACCUCCUCAUCCUGUGGUUUUGGUUUGGGGGACAUUUCCCCUUCAACCGGGUCACCUACGCCCUCCGCCUGGCCUCCCACUGCCUCUCCUACGCCAACUCUUGCCUCAACCCGCUGGUCUACGCUCUGGUCUCCAAGCACUUCCGCAAAGGGUUGAAGCAGAUCUUCAGCUGCCUUCUGCUGCAGGAGAGGAGCGGCCGGGAGAGACCGCCAGCCGCCCGCCAGCCCGCUGCUCCCACAGCCCUGAGAGGACUGGCCGACCCUCCCUCUCCCACUCCUCCUCCUCCCUCCUCCUCCUCCAGCGUCUACAAGCUCCUCCCCUUCCGUCGACAUGGAAACAGGGUGGCCCCCUUGCCCGGCCGAGACGGCCCCCCGGCCGCUAAGCCAAUCGCCAGCGAGCUUGGAGGGGAAGGGGCGGGGCCCAGCCGGAGAGGGGAGGAGCCCGGAACAGGGGGAGGAGGAGCCGAGCAGGAUCGUCGAAGGGAGGCGGUGCCCGGGAGCUGGAAGCGUUGUGAUUGGACAGCGGGAGGGAGGAGGGAGGGGCCCGGGAAGGCUUGGGAAGUCUAGAAGGGAUUUUUUUUUUUAAGUUAGUUUUUUCUUAAUAAAUGUAAAUGCUUCACCAGCUCUCUCUGUGCUUCACUGCACUUCACUGUGCUUUUACUGAGGGAGAUAGGGGUUGGGGUCAGUGAGAAUUUGUACAAUUAACUUUGUUAAUUAACUUCUCUCCUCUCCUCUCCUCUCUCCCCUCUCCUCUCUCCUCUCUCCCCUCUCUCUCCUCUCCUC